CAGUUAGUCUAAAUCUGAAUUUGCUGGCGACGGUUGAUACAUAAUUUUGGAACAUUUAUAGACCAAAUUUUUGUUUUACACAAAUCUAUGAAAUGGCGGGAAAAAAGCGAGGACGAGCCCAUUGUAAACCAAUUUACAAGCAUCAAAAAGAAGCCCACAUAACAAAUAACGGGUACCUGAACUUUUUAAUGGUAUACAAGAAGCGAUUCUGCGGUAUUUCCCCGCAGGACAUGGUUCGGUUUGGAGCUAAACAGUGGAACCAGCUAUCCCUUGAAGAAAAGGAUAUAUUUACAAAUAUGAAAGAGUCUGUGGCCGUUAAAAAGAGUCCACCAGGAGAAGAUGAGCGGCAGACGAAAAAGAAAGAGUCUGCGGUCAUUAAAAAAAGGCCAUCUCGAUCAUCUGAGCGGCAGUGGAAAAUGGAAAGCUCCUGCAAUAUGAAUGAGUCUGUUAUAUUGAAUAAAAUGCCAGAUCAAGCUGAUGAUGGGCUGUCGAUAAGAGAAAACCCCUUUGACGUGAGGGAGCCUGUGAUCUUAACAAAAGGACCACUUUGCCCGUCUGGUUUGCUAUCGAUAAAAGAAAGUUCCGAAAAAUGUAAAAUGUCGCCAUAUGCUCGUCAGAGGGAGUCGAAAAAGGCCUCACAAAGCAACAGGAAUUGCAACCCGGAAAGGAAAAGUUCUUUCAAGCGUCAAACUGAUAUGCAGUCUAUAAAAAAUAGCUUCAAAGAAUGUAAAAUGUCGCCAUAUGCUCGUCAGAGACAGUCUGCAAAAACCUCCCAACGCUCCAAGAAGUGCGCACCGAAAAGAAAAAGUCCUCUAAAAAGUCAGCGGAAAGACCGAAAGUCUCUGUCGAGAAAUGAAAGUUGUGCGGAGUCACAACAGGAGUUAAAUUCCUUGGGCUCUGCAAGUGCAUAUAUACAUUUUAUACGGAAAUACAGACGAAAGAAUUCCGAAUUGUCGGCCAAGGAUCUGCUAAAAAAGGCAGUUCGUGAGUGGUCCCGUCUAGAUGCAAAUCAGCGCCAAACAUUCGACAGGCCACUUUGGGUUAUAAAUAUAGGAUGAGAAUCGCCUUCAUAUCCGUCAGAAAUCUAUAGACUACUAACUUCAUUUAUAUUUCUAAAUUCUAAGUAGGUUUUGGAAAAAAUUGUUUAACAAGAGUUUAAAGUUAGAAUAAUAA
Molecule: messenger RNA, 1173 nt
Organism: Drosophila elegans
Lineage: Eukaryota; Metazoa; Arthropoda; Insecta; Diptera; Drosophilidae
Product: protamine-like protein 99C
Exons: 6
Coding region: 93-1058 (321 amino acids)
Biological process (GO): sperm DNA condensation; spermatogenesis
Source: RefSeq, a predicted model, not a curated record